AUGGAUAGUAACAACAUAUUAUGCUAUCAUAUAAGUGAUAAAGGAAAAAAUAAAAAUUUUAAAAAUAUCAAACUAAUAACUUUUGAUCUUGAUGAUACUUUAUGGAAUAUAAAUGCAUUACUUAAUUAUGCCGAUAAAGAAUGUAAUGAAUAUAUGAAAAGAAAUUACAAAAGAACAUAUGAUUAUUUUUUAAAGAAAUAUGAAUUAUCUAUGACAAAAGUAUUAGUAGAAUUAUUAGAAAAAAAAAUAUAUAUGGAUAAUACUAGUAUUCAAAUAUUAGCACAAAUUCGAAAUGAUGCAUUAAAACAUUUAGCUAAUCAAUCAAAUUAUAAUGAAGAAGAAUUCACAAAUGCAAUACAAAAAGUGUGGAAAAAGAAAAAAAAUGAUGUUCAUUUAUUUAUUAGCUCAGGUACUUUGGAAUAUUUAAGAGAAUUAAAAAAGAGAGGAUAUAUAUUAGGAGCUAUAACCAAUGGUGAUUCAGAUGUAAAUGAAAUUAAAUUUUUAAAUGAAAUAUUUUCAUUUGUUAUAAGAUCUAUGGAUUAUAAUUGUGAAAAGCCUAAAGCAGAUAUAUUUAAUAUUGCACGUAAUAUAUUAAAAAAAAAAAAAAAUAUAAAUAUAAGACCAGAAGAAUGGUUGCAUGUUGGAGAUGAUAUAUAUACAGAUGUAAUGGGAUCAAAAAAUGCACGUAUUAAUUGUGCAUGGAUAACUAUGUAUAGAGGUGGUAAUGAAGUUAAGGCACAUGAAUGGUAUUCAUAUCUAAAAUUAAAACUUGGAAAUAAUAAAAAUUCAACACUUGCACAAUAUGAUCCUUAUUCUGAUUCUAUAUUUUCAAAAUUUAGAAAAAAAAAUAUUAAACUACCAUAUGAAUAUGUAGAUAUAGAAAUACGUCAUUGCCGAGAUCUAGAUGCAAUACUACCAUAA
Plasmodium berghei ANKA is the source of this 921-nucleotide messenger RNA. RefSeq names its product haloacid dehalogenase-like hydrolase, putative. The transcript has a single exon. Lineage: Eukaryota; Apicomplexa; Aconoidasida; Haemosporida; Plasmodiidae. The coding region runs from base 1 to 921 and encodes 306 amino acids. The record is from RefSeq and is a predicted model, not a curated record.